Molecule: messenger RNA, 1521 nt
Organism: Pygoscelis adeliae (Adelie penguin)
Lineage: Eukaryota; Metazoa; Chordata; Aves; Sphenisciformes; Spheniscidae
Product: keratin, type II cytoskeletal cochleal-like
Exons: 13
Coding region: 1-1521 (506 amino acids)
Biological process (GO): intermediate filament organization; keratinization
Cellular component (GO): keratin filament
Molecular function (GO): structural constituent of skin epidermis
Source: RefSeq, a predicted model, not a curated record
AUGCCGUCAAUAGAGAUACAGGAGUUGACGAGGAACGUCCAGAGGCUGCGGGCUGAGAUUGAGAACGUGAAGAAGCAGAACCAGCAGCUGCAGUCAGCUAUUGCCGAGGCUGAGGAACGGGGUGAGAUGGCCCUCAAGGAUGCCAGGAGGAAACUGGAAGAGCUGGAAUGUGCCCUGAGCAAAGACAAGGAGGAGCUGGCUCGCUUGUUGAAGGAGUACCAGGAGCUGCUGAACAUCAAGAUUGCGCUGGAUGUCGAGAUUGCCAUGUACAGGAAGCUGCUGGAGGGAGAGGAGAACAGUCUCGAUGUUGGCCCUGAGGUCUGGAAGGUGCAGAUGCUGGAGAAGGAGCGAAUCAAGUUCCUCAAUGGAAACAUUGCCUCCUUUGACAAGGCUGGUGUUAGCAGAGGCAUCGAGGAGGUCCGUGUCAAUACCAACUUGCUGAGGCCAAUACAAGUACAAGUUGAUCCUGAGUUCCAGAGAGUGCGGUCAGAUGAGAAAGAGCAGAUUAAGGCUCUCAACAACAAAUUUGCAUCAUUCAUUGAUAAGGUUCAAUGUCUCGAGCGGCAGAACCAGGCUCUGAUGGCCAAAUGGGAACUUCUGCAGCAGCAAAGUACCCGACCAGAAGAGAGCAGAAAUAUCGCCUCUUUCUUCCAAUCUUACAUCAGCAACCUGCAGAGGCAGCUAGAAACGCUCCAGAACCAGAAGGAGCAGCUGGAUCCGGAAGCAUAUAAUAUGCUUCAGCUCGUUGAAGAUUAUAAAAAGAGGUUCGAGGACGAGAUCAACAAGCGUGCGUCUAAAGAAGAGGAGUUUGUGGAGCUUAAAAAGGAACUGGACAGUGCCUACAUGGGAAAAAUGGAGUUUGAUGUUCGGGUGGAAAUACUGAGGCAGGAGCUGGAGUUCCUCAGAUGCUUACAUGAAGCUGAGCUGUCCCAGCUGCAAACAGUAGUUGGCAACACCAAUGUCAUUCUGUCCAUGGACAACCGUAGAGAGCUGAACAUGGAUAGCAUCAUUGAAGAAGUCAGGCAGGAGUAUGAGACAAUUGCUCAGAGAAGCAAAGCUGAAGUAGAUGCCACGUAUCGGGGCAGGUACCAGGACCUUCACAACAUGUGGGUAAAUCAACGUGAGCAAUUGAGGAACAGUUAUCAGGAAAUCCAGGAACUUACCAGGCAGAUCCAAAGACUACAACCAGAAAUUGAAAUUGCAAGGAAAAAGGUCUCCUGCCUGCAAACCUCCAUUUGUGAUGUUGAGCAGCGUGGGGACUGUGCCCUGAAAGAUGCCCGUGAGAAGCACGUUGAGCUGCAGAAUGCCCUCCAGAAGGCCAAGGAUGAGCUGGCUUGCAUGCUGCGGGAUUACCAGGAGCUGCUGAAUGUCAAACUGGCCCUGGAUGUUGAGAUCGCAACAUACAAGACUCUACUGGAGGGUGAAGAGAGCGGGAUACGCCUUGGGAGCCCUGUGAGAAGACUACCAGAAGAUGAAUCAAAACGGUCUCCAACAUCCAGCUUGGUAGAAGCUCCAAGAUAG